Molecule: messenger RNA, 1111 nt
Organism: Leguminivora glycinivorella
Lineage: Eukaryota; Metazoa; Arthropoda; Insecta; Lepidoptera; Tortricidae
Exons: 14
Coding region: 28-1065 (345 amino acids)
Source: RefSeq, a predicted model, not a curated record
ACUCCAUCAUUUGAUACACUCGCCAUCAUGCACAAGCUUCUGUGGUUCGUUGUUGUCAUCGCUCUACUCUUCAUCCAUGUUGAAGCUGGUGGUGAUGCAGACAACAGUGCUGAACAGGCACCGCUUGAUAAUGAGCCUGAGCCUAAAGAUCAUAAACUAAAUGAUAAAGAUGGUGAUGGCGAUGCAAACGAGGAAAAUAAUAUCGAGCAACAUGAACAGGAUGUUGAACAACCCAAACAGAAAAAUGACGAUGUGGAAGAACACCCGCAGCAGCCUGCUAGUAAUGAGGAAGAGCAACAUGAAGAAACUUAUGAUGUACAGAAUAAUCAACGUGAAUAUAAACCGCCUAUAAAUACAAAUAGGGGCUUAGAUUUCGAACCAAUGAAGCCAGACGUUAUAAAAUCGAGAGGUCUAAAAUGCGUUCCCGGCCGCACCGUUGUACGCAUGGAGCGAAAGCAACAAAUGAACCAAGAUGAUAGUGAUGAAUUAGAUGAUGAAAGUUAUAGAAGAACCCACAUGAAUUGGCAAGAAGACAAGACGAAAGAAGACUGCAAGAUAUGUACUUGUUCGAUUGAAGGAAAAGAUGAAUACUGUUCCGGAAGACCAGCAAGGAAUCUAAAUGAGUGUCUGGUGAUGGCAAAGUUAAGUGAUGAGCUGAACAGUCAUAUGCCAUUCAGUCAUGAGAGGGAGCUGUCAAAUAUGAUAAGGAGGCAUAGUGCUCAAAAGGGACGAAGAGGACCAUCUUGUAUCCCAUAUGUCUCUGAAUAUUCCGACUGCAGUGAUUACACCACAUGCCGCGGUUGCAAUCAAUGCCGAUGCAGCGCGGAAGGCGAGUGGGUAUGUGUUAAGAAGAAAAAUACGUGCUCUGAUGAUAACGAAUUGGAAAUUUUUGACGAUGGUACUGAAGACAAUCUCGUUGGAAAUAUAUUACAAGAUUUGGCGGAGCAGGAGAAAAACGAGAGGUCAAAGAUACACCCAACGCAUCUUGCACCUAUGCCAGAAAAGAGGCAGAGGCCAACACCACCAGCGCCAGUUUUAGGUUAUCUCAUUGCUGUUCUUCAAUAAAAACACCGUGUGUUGCACAUUUUUAAUAAAUGCACAUUGCACUUUA